GAGAAGCACAAGUUGCUGGUGAAGAAAGUGGAACCAUGGAAUAGUGUUAAAGUGACUUUAACUAUUCCUAGAGAGGCAGCCAGCAGACUCAGGCAACUAGCUCAUAAUGGAAAUGAUUCCUUGCGGCAGAUGGGAAUCCUGUCUGUGCAAAUUCAAGGAGAUACACAAAUUUCUCUUACCCUGGCUGGCCGAAACAAUGAACCUACAGAGUUUGUUUUACGCACCCCGUCAGCUUUACCCAUUAGCACUGUGAGUUCAGAACCUGGUUUUUCAAUUCCAGAUGAACUUGGUUCCUCUCCAGGUCCUAAUGCGGAUGAAGUGACAAGGAAAAACAUUGUUGACUAUUUGAGGCAGGGAUCCGCAUUGCGACCAAAUGCUUCCCUUUUUGAUUCAAUAUUGGGAGUGGGGUCUUCAUCGUCCACAGGGCUUGGCAUAGGUCUGGGGAUUUCCCCACACUCGACAGGGUUCCCAGGCCCUCCAGUACACACCUCCUCAUUCAGACCUAAUAACAUUUCUAACAUUGCAGUGCAGAGUUCAGGUCUUAGGGGGUCUGCAUUAAGCUUUCCUUUCAAUAAAUCUACUGGAGCUUUUCAUCCUCCAAUCCCCCGCCUUCCUGUUUCAGCAGGUCAGUCGAAUUUAGUCCCCAAGCUCACACAGCAAGGGAACAGACCUGUGGGGCAACCGGGUGCCUUGGGUUUUCAAGUAAGCCACACUGUUAAUGCAACCAGCCAACAGUCCUUACCACCUAGUGUCCAUAGCUUCAGCCCUGUGGGGCCAUUGAGACAUCCAGCAUCUUUAAGUCCUAAUUUCCAUUCCCAAAAUUCUCUUAUACCACCAACCCUUUCAGCCUCCCCUACAUCGAACAUGAUGAUUGACCUUCCCCCACCUCCCCCAUAUCCUCAUAACAAUAGUUCUAGGCCCGGAAAGCCAGUAACAGCUUCCAGUCCCCUCUUGGUUAAUUUGCUACAGACUGAUCCUUUAGUGGUGGCUGCUGGAAUGGCAAGUGGCAACCCUAAUAAACCCAUAUCAGUUGGAGACCCUGGACCCCCUCCCAAAAAGAAAAAGCGUUCUAAGAAAUCAAAAGAUGGACAUGUUAAACCCUUUUCUGUGACUGACAACAUGGCCAGCAGCAAGCCUGUUUUCUCUCAUCUGCUCUCCAACUCGGGUACAGACUUAAAUCGGGUCAUCAGGGUGCCUGAUGACAGUGGAACACUUAAUUUGCCCACAUCAUUUAACAUGAAAGACUCAUCUGUUGAACUACAAUCCAGGGCAGGAUCACAACCUGCUAGUCAUAUACCAGAUUCCUUCAUACCCAGUUUUCGCCCUGACAGUAAACCUUCAUUUUCAGCCGACCGUCCUUUCGGUGAAAGUCACAAGGAUAAUCUUUCUUUUUACAAAUUUCAGCUGGAAACCAACAGUAGAAGUGCAAUAGGAACUGGCAACACGAGCUCUAAACUUUCAGAUUCAAAUGGGAGUGAUCAGCUACCGAAGGAUUUGAAAGAUUUGGACCCUUUCACAGUGGAAAAUGCAGCAGGGAAGAUUGUCAAUCCUUACACUGGAAAGCUAGAACCGAGAGACAGUAGUGUUGAAACUGGUCAGGUUCGAGCUAAAGACCAACCUGGCCAUUCUCAGGGUGAUAAUUUCGCUACUCAAAUCCUUGCAAGGAAGGCAAAAGAAAUUGAGGAGUUGAACAAAAUUAGUGUGCCUAGUAGUUCAUCCCAAAUGUCAGAUGUUCAUGUCAGAACAGUUAGUCCUACCCCUCAUCCCUUUUCCAAUUCUACUGCUGGUUUUGUGCGCUCAGGUGGAUCUUUUCAAGUUUCAAAUGAGAGGCUAACGUCAUCAAUUCCUAUUCAUCGUCGCAAUUUAAUAAGUGAUGGUUCUAUUCACAAUAUGAAAAGUUCAGCUCAGUCUAGUAUCUAUGCAGUGACUUCAAGGCAGGAAAUAUUUGGUAAUAUAGCAGAACCAUCAUUGUCACAUUCUAUAGUAAAUACAUCACUGAAAGUUGCAUCUGGUAAAAGUGCAGUUGUUCAAAAAGACUUACCUUCAACACCUUCCCCUGUAAAUGGACCGGUGUUGAGUGGGAAUGUGUUAAGGCACAAUGUGAUUCCGUCACAGAAUGAGCUUAUUGAGACUUCUUCAUUGACUUGUGGAUUGCCCUCUGCUCCUUCGGGAUCUGUGAUUUACUCUUCAAGUUCUUCUGUUUCACUUCAGAUUUCACAAGUUAGUUUUUCUCAACCUCAAAUUCAUCAGGCUGUGUCCAUUUCUCCAGCCAGUGAAUCAGCAUCACCUGCAUUAUCGAGAAGUCGACCCACACCCUCAUAUCCAUUGCUACACUCUACUAAACCAUUUUCUUCACCAUCUUCAGCUGUGGCUCAUGCAACAUCAGACAGGACAGCAUCAUUGUCUUACACACAGCAUCAGGCAGCAAGUUCUGAUAUGAUUGGUAGCGUUCAUGCCACCAAAUUCAGCUCUUCUCAUUUGCUCAAUUCUAUAUCUGAAAAACAUAUGGACUCUCAGAGUAGCACAGAAAGUCCACAUGAAAAGGUUUCUUCAGAAGGAGACGAGAACUCCAAUCAUAGUGGCCUAGCUACUGACUCUCUACCAGAACAUUCAGGCACUACUGCAUUAUUAGAACAUGCUGGAGUGAAAAUUGAAAAUCAUGACUCUGGUAUUGGGAGUUCAUCAGAAAGAUCAGAUGAUACUCCGUCUGAACCUGGUGAUGAAUUUCGUUCUGGCCAUGCAGGAACAGAAAAUGAUGAAUCAAACAUCAAAGCCCAGUCCACAAAAUCAGCAAACUGCAAGCUGGAUUCAAAAUUGACUCCCAACACCAUCACAGUAGGUUACAUGAUAAAUCCAGGGGAAAGCGCAUCUCAUCCCAAAAUGUCCUUGCCUAAAUAUAACAGUCACAUGAAUAAAAAGACGGUAACAACCCCAUCACGGAUUGCAUCAACAUCUGAUAUUUCACAAUUUUUGGACACUCAAAGCAAGACCUUGGAUCACCAUAGUGGUCAACAAACGUCUGCAUCUGUCAGUUGGGUAACGGAUAAUAAAAUUCACUUCAACAGCAGCUCUUCAGGAAAGGCAAAGGAGAAUGGCCCUACACCUGAAGACAUGGUAUGUUUUUGAUAACAGAUGAAUAUAGUAUUUGAAAUGAUUAAAUAUAAGUAAUUUUAUUGUUUCAUUAAUUGGCAUGUAAAAAGUCUAUGGAUCAUAAAUAUUGUUGAAUUAUUUUGAAAUAAAAAGUUUCUGAGCUAUAAAAGUUGUAUGACUUCAUGAAAAUAAAGCUUGCAUUGUCAAAAUGAUAACCCAAACUAUUUUAACAGUUACUCAGUUCUAGGGCCAAAUAAUAUAUUUAUGAUUUACACCAUGUUUCAAUUUAAAAAUUUUAUAUUUUAAAUAAUUUUUAAAAGUUGUAUACUUAUGCCAAUGUCUGUAUAGUUUUAUACGUCCGCAUGCAAUAUUUUUUGCUGAAAUAAAUUAAUAAAUCUCACCAACCAAAGCCUAAAUAAUCACUAAAGGUACAUUCACACUGCAAAUUUGUUGGAGCCACAAAGCUCAGAGGUGAAUCCAUGUUGAGAAUCCAUGACACAGAUAUCGCACAUUGGUGUUCACAUUGAGCUGGCACAACUAUGGCAACUGAUGCAUAACUUUUGUUUAUAGUUAUCAGUUUUAAAUAUUAAAAAAAAUAUUUUGUAAAUGCUCUGCCACCUGCUGCUGCAUGUUUCUGUACAAUCUUUUCUCACCUACUCCCAUGAAAUCAAACUUGAAAUUUGCUUCACAAAUUUUAAUCUUCAAACAACAAAAUAUUGCUACUACCGUUUAUAUAAUUUACAAGCAAGUCAGAUUAUUUUAAAUAUCUCAUAUUUUUUAAUGACCACUCCAUUUUCUGACUGCUAUACCACUAACCCAUCAGUUGAAAACGCACACCCACUGAGAAAAAUAUGGCGCUACUGCGUCUGUAUAUUGCCUACACUAAAAAAAAACCUGUGAAAAUGAAACUGUGUCCCUGAUUUUGUUGCAGCAAGUGGCGCAUGGUCACAAAGUUGAGACUUGAAGAAACAAAGCCCAAGUGUGAACAUACUUUUAAAAAAUUUGCUCUAUUUUUUAAAUAUUUUUUGACCUGUGUUUAAAACAGAAAGAAAGAAAGAAAAAAAUACAACACUGGAACUAUGAAAACUAACUGGCAUGAUCUGUAUCUCAGUAAAUAAAUAUACAUACCCAGUAAAAUCACUGACUUAUUAAUGAUUUUUUCCCUCUAUAUAUUGAUGAUAUAAAUUAUUGUAUAUAAAUUAUCCCAAGACAAUGGGUUAGCAGUGGUAUUGCUAGUAAACUGCCAUGGGAUUAAUAUGAAGGAAAAGAGCUUCUCCAGGUCAUUGAGUAUCAUUCUUUUUUAUUUCAGUAAUCAUUUUUCUUAUUUCAAUUAAGGUUAUUUAGUUAUUUCCUUAAAUUGUUACAUUUAUUUUAAGCAUUUCUCCAUGAAUUCUCCAUCUAAAAAUUAAAUUUUAAAUAUAAUCAUCAAAUCAAAUUUUGGUUAUCAUGAAUAAUAAUUUUUUUUGCAAAGCAAUGUGGAAUAUUUUUUGUAGAAAAAAGGAAUUUUGCUGCUCGUUUAUUUUUUUAAACAUUUUUGGUAGUGUUUCUAAAUUUGUCUUAUUUGCAAAUAAGUUUAAAAAACAAUAUUUGCAACUAUAUUCUCCUUUCAAAUAAGAAAAAAAAGCAAGAAUCCCAUUUUACUUGGGGUAGUUUCUUUGGUUUUGGGGAUAUUAACAUUAACUAUUUUGGUUUAUGAAUCUUUACAGGGUAAAAUAAAAUCUAUUGACAUUAUAUAUUAAAGUUUGUGUUUAAAGAAAUUUAAUUUAAUUACAUUUGUUAUUUUCAUUUGAAGGUGAACAUUUUAUUUUCAUUUUUAAUACCAAGUCAAAAAUUUAAUGGGUGUAGAAUGUAAUUAAAUGUUCAAUAAAUUGGUCGGUGAUCAUUUCUUAAAUUAAAUUUCAACUUUUCAAUGAAGUUUUAAUUAUUUUCCCAGAUGCUUUUUCCUUUCACCAUUUUAAUAAUUAUAGCUUUAAAAAAACACAAAAAAUGGGCUUAUAUACUAUUCAGUGUAUAAUAUGAAAAAUGCUUGUUUAAGGUUAAUAUUUUAUUUCUUGAACCUCAUCAGGACAACAUUCACACCCAGAAAUUGAAUGGUCCUUUAGCAGCAGGCAAUAUUGAUAAAAUGAUGAUUAGUGUCAAUGACUCCCAGCAAAAGAAGUUCAGAAGCUCACCAAAGCAGCUUAGUAAGAAAGGUAUUUUUUUUUAAUUUCCAAUGUCUUUAUAUCUUUAGAGAGUUUGGUCUUCUAAAGAAAUUAACAAAAAAAGAGAAGAAAAAAAAACCCAUCUAGUUACUGUAUUUGGGUUAAUAACUGUAUUUUAUUAGGGUGGGGAAAAAAGCUUUACAAUUACAAUACUUAUUUUGACCUCAUUUGUUAUGUAAAUGGAACUUACUGUUUGUAAAGGAUCCACAUAUACAUGUUAUUUAUUUUAAAAAAUUUCACUGCAGUGUGUUUUAAGUAUCAUUUCUAAAUUACUUAAUCAUGUCUUUAAAUAAAAAAUGACUAAUUAUAAAGUAUCAUUGCCCAGUGAAAAAUAUUUUCAAUAAUUUUUAAAAAACUAUUUUAAAUUCUUUUUAAAAUUUAAGAUGAUAUUUAAUUUUUACAAUUUACACAAAGCUACUAAUAUAAAAUCAACUAAUUUUCUAUCAUCUUUUGAAUGCAGAUAUAUCUACUGAGCAUAUUAAACUUCAAGCUGAGGUCUUUGAGAAAAUGAGUAAACUCCAUCAGUUUGCAGAGUCCACCAAAAUUACUGCUGAGAUUGGCACUAAAGGAAACAGUUUAGAAAAAGCAGAUUCGCCGGAUUCGCUGUCGCGGACAGGCGGUCCAGAGGAGCGAGCAGACAGCCUCUUUUUUGACAUGGAGGAAUUGGUUAAUGGGAAAACUACUCUAGGCAAUGGAGGAGUUGGAGGAAACAAUAUCACUUCCAUCUAUUCAAAAAGAUCCUCCCCGGUCAAUGUCAACAUGCUUAACCACAUUUAUGCUCCAGGCUUACCGCUUCCCCGCCGUCUCACAGAGUCUGUGCAGAGGCUCGUGAAACCUCUGCCAGCUUCUGAGUCAUCUGUGACUAUUCCUCAUGUGCGGACAUGCAAGUCUCCUGCUGCUGGAACUCCUCCCAGGGCAUCAUCUGGAACCAAUGGUCCCACCACAUCACGUAUGUCUCUUCAAAGUGGCACUCGUUCACCGGGGGCAAGUAUGCCAAAGCUGGUACCUAGUGAUAAACACUCUCUCUUGUCUGGUGGAUUAGACCUUGCGGGACUCUCUGCCCUUCCGUACACAUCUGGCCACAGUGGUGAUGGUGUCCUUGUCAAUUGUAAGUCUGGGGUUCCUCUUCUUGCAGCAGAUGUGCUUCUAAAAGAUUCAAUCUCCGCACCAAACCCUCAUUCGCCUCCUAAACUUGCCUUAGACACCAAAACAUACAGUGGGAAAAUGCUGUCUAAGAGUUAUCCUCCACACAAGGCUCGAGAAAUAUCCUCUAACAGCAGUCACUUUCAUCAUGACUUCAGAGAUCAAAGUAAUACAGCACAAAAUAGCCAGUCCGCUUUGUUUUCCUCUAAGUCAAAGUUUGAAACACCUUACCUUUCUUCUCAAGACUCAAGAGUUUCUCAGUGUAACAUUAAGAGCCAGGAGCAUAAGGUGUCUGCUGCAACCAAAGUUAUUCAGCUUGAGAUGGGGAGCAAUCAUGUGACAGCAACUGUCUCAGACAAUAGUUCAGUCCUUUCGAGACUGGCAGCGCAGCCCCUUGCUGCCUCCGAUAAUGCCCAUUCCAGUCAUGACAAUAAUGGUGCAGGUGCUGCAGCAAGCAUUCUCACCAGCCAUUCCAAUGCAUCUUCCCCAAUUAUGCCCAUCUUGCAACAGGGGCAGGAGCCAGUAGUGAACUCAGCCAUUGGUGUACCCAGCAUUUCUAGUCAUUCUCCCUCCAUCAGCUCACCUCAAGAGAUCUCACAGGUUUGUAUUGGCAGCAGCAUACCUUCCACCUCUAGUGCAGCAGUGUCAGCACUUUAUGUGCCUUACCCCAGUAGCACAUUGAGCACCACAGACAGUGCCACAGCAACUAAAUUAACUUCUUGUAGUUCCCCUGGACCUUUACCAACAUUGUAUCCCAUGUCAGCUGCAAGCACUGUUGCUGCUGGAAAACAUGAAACAACUUUGGUCGCAACCCAGUCUUGUCUACCAACAUUAAAAGCCUCCUCGGAUUUGUCGUCUCCCCCAAAGCUGACUAAAGUAUCACUGCCUUUAAAUCCCUUUCCCUUAUCACCAAGGACAGGCUCCCAAUUUAAUAAUAGAAAUUUAUUUGAAAGCGUUUCUGGGGCUCUUGUAUGUGACAAUAUUCAAAGUGGGCCACUAACAUCUCAUUUGAACCAAUCUUCCAUUAUGUCCGCUAGCUUAACGAAGGCCACAGAAUCCACUUCAGAGUGGAUAUCAAGGACGAUGAGGCAGAAGCUUCCUGAGACAGAGGGUAACACUCUGCCACCGGGUUCCUCUCAGGCCAACAAAGCGGAUGUAUCCAAGAGUGUGAGUUCUGUUAAAACAACUAAUUCCUCAAGUGACUUAACUAGUUCAGCUGCAUUAGUGUGUAGUAAAACAAAGGUUUCUCUGGCCUCAGUUCAAAGCUCCGACACAACGGUGGUGUCUAAGUCAACAAAUAAUUCAAAGGAGGAUUCCUCUGUGGAUGAGUCUAAAACACAUGACUCCCAGGAGUCUUCAUGCCCUCAGGCAGGUCAAACAACUACCUCAUGCAAGCCUUGUCCUGAAAUUACCACUCAAAACUGCACAGAUAAUGUAGCUGAAACGAUUGCUUCAGUUGCAGCAGGAACUGAGAAGAAUACACCCAAGGGGCCAACAUCUUUGUCUACAGUUAAAGAUCCUAUUUUGGAAACAUUUGCUUCAACGUUGGGGACACAGUCCUCACCUUACACAAAAUCUGUUGCUUUGUCAUUAGGGGAAAAUAAGACUUCCUUGCCGGUUGACAAGGCUGAGGAAAAAACAACGGGAGAAAAAUAUGCGGUUAGUGAUUGUAAAAUGGUAACGGUUGAGAGUAGUCCAUCAAAGUCACUUGACAUAAGUGUCAAGUCCCUCACCAAUGUAGAGCCACAAAUGUCUGAUGCCAGCAGUUUAGAAGCUUCCAUCAGGAGAGUAACAAGGAAAAGGAAGUCGACCCAUAGUGAGGGAGAUGCUGAAAGUGAAACAUCUUCUAGUGAAUCUACUCCUACGAAACAGCCUGCUAGUGCAAGUCAUGUAAAAACCCUAAAGAAAACAAUCUCUUCUGGUCCAAGUUCUCAUUCUAAAAUGGAAUCUGCAAGCAAGCCUUUUAAAGAUGUCAGCACUUUGAAGACAUACUCUAAAGCUGCCAAUUUCGGUAAUGGCGAUCUACAGAACAAAGUUCUUAAAAUGUCAUCUGGACAUUCUCAGGAAGAUAAAGACAGUACACGACCUGCCAAACCCCGCAGGGCAUCUCUUUCGGAAGAUAAAGAGCAAACUGGUGCAAGAGAGGGAAGAAGAUCUGGCACAUCCUGUUCUUCAGACGAAUGUAGAUCUAAUCGAUCUUCUUCCAAUGAAAGUAAAGAGUCCACAAACAAGGAAAGUCGAACUAAUCAUAACACAGCUGACGGCGAAGGUCGCACACAGAAGACUGCUGAGGAUAAAGAAAUGCGUGUACAUCGGGCAUCAUCCAGUGAUUUCAAAGAGAGCCUUCAUAAAGAGAAUAGAUUCCUUGACAAGGAGGAUCAGAAAGAAGGACGUUCUCAGCGUGCAUCAUCUGCUGAUGACAUUAAAGCAAAAUCUGGACCUGUGAAGGAAUUAUUAGAUAAGUCUGCUGCACAAGACAAAGUGGGUGAAGAUGGCCAGAAGAAGAGUCAUCGUAUCAGACGACAGUUCUAUGCAUAUGUCCCUGAGAAAUCAAUUGAUCAGAGUAAGUGUUUCCCAUCUCCAGACUGCAUAUUUAACAAUUUCAAUGUUAAAAAUUCAUAUACCAGACACAUGAUAUAAUUUGUUUCUUUGAGCAGUUCUAACCUAAUUGAUAUCCUGAAAACAUUCUCAAUAGAUUUAACUGCAUACAUUUAUCUAAAGUAUUAGUGUAAACUGGCAUUUCAAAAUAUCUCUUUGAACAAAUAAUAUAGUUGGUCGAAUUAAACUGAAUGAAAAUCAGCUAAAAUAUGUCAUGAUUAUGACUGUAGUAGGCUUAUAUAAAAAAAUCAGCAUUUUAUCUUCUAACACAUCACUAAUCUUUUCACAGACUUUAUGUUUUAUUACUGAUAUAUACAAACAUUUUUUUUUCCUUAGACUGUAAAUUCACAGUCUACAAAAUACAUUGAUACAGUUAUUUAAAAAAUAUGUAUUUUUUUUGUUGUAAUGUUGACAAAUUUCAGUGAGUGUAUUAUUUUUUAUAUUAAUUACUUUUUCUCUCCCCGCUUUCUCUUUAGCUUAUUUUGAUACCCCAAUUUUGAGUGGACGAACACGUAGCAAAAACAAACCCACAGAUACCCAAGACACACAAGAUGGCUCUUCUAACAAUGAAUCCAAUCAUUUAGAACCUAAUCAGCUGGCAGCACCACCAGCACCAGGAAAAUCAGAGGGAAACCCUGAUAGUGCCGGGGCUAAGCGACCAACCCGAUCAGUUAGAACUAAAGGUGUGUGCUUUUAUUCACAUUUAAUAACUUUGAUUAAUGAUCAUUAAUCAAAGCUUCUUUUCAAAAUACACCUUGAACCUUGGACAAUCGCAAUAAUUGGUGCUGGCUGUAAAUGAUAAAGUUUUGCCUUAACAUGAACAUGCGUUCUGAACAUAUUUUGACAUUAUCCUGUGUGUUGAUCAAUUUAUAUGUUAGCAGUUUCAUUGAAGUUGCAGACCUGUUUACUCUUAAAUUUUGGUGUCCAAUGUAUGAUUUGAGAUGUCUUUUACACUUUUACGCCAAGACCCAUCAGAACUACAAGUUUAAGAGACCUGGUUGAAAAUAUAUACAUUCCUAUAUUUUUUUCAUAUUUAAACAUUUUUAAUUAAAAUGUGAAUCUACAGUUGUUAGUUUUAACUUGAAUUUGCAUUCUACAUCCAGCAGUGAAUGGAUCAAGAAAUAAGAUUGGUUGGGGACCAAUCCAUAAUUUUAUUACGUUUGCCCUGAGAGGAGAAGUGAUGUUGAUAAGAUUUUGUGUAAAAGGGGGAAAGGAUGUGUCUAAAUGUUUAAGUAUUAACAUCGCCACAGCCACAUUUUUGUAUAAUAUUGGGGGGUGUGGGUCACUUCAGAAAGUAUGCAAGUUAUUAAAAACUACAAUAUUCAUCCUGAAAGUCCAAAAAAUAGCUCAGAUAGAACUCAGUAGUAGAGGUAUUAAAAGUAAAAUUUAGUCCACCAUUUAUUCAAAAUGCAUGUGACAUUUGUUCAAAGUGCAUAUGACAUAUUUUGUUGGGCUACGCCAGUGGCUCUAAAAUUUUUGUUUUCCUACACCUAUGCCAAUUUUAUGUACUCACCUGGCUUCCUGUGUUAAAUUCUAACAAAUACACUUGGUAAUAGCGCAUACAUAAACAAAAUAAAAUAAAGGGUUGGGUAAAAAAUAAAUAUAACCCAUAUGUAUUCUAAACGUCAUCUAAUAACUGCAAACAUUAGUACUCAACUGUGUUACUAUUUGCACCACAACUGAAAUAUGACACAUUGGAUUAAAAGUGGACAUAAAAUAAUGAAGAUUUUGUAAUAUUUUCUAAGACCCCCGUGAGAAAGCAGCAGCAACCCAUGUAGAAAAAUGUGGACCCCAGUGGCAGAUCAGUUAAAGGACUAUUUUAGCGCCCCUUGUCUUUGUGAAGUAAACAGGAAUUUUAUAUUUGAAUUCACUAUGAAGAUCCUUUCAUAAAGACAAUUUUGGCGCCUGUUGCUCUUUGUCCCGUUCUCAUGGCCCAUGCUCAAUACCCUCCUUCCUUUCAUCCAUUUACAGCUUGUGGUAUUAUCGGACUGUAACAUUUUAACGGGAAAUAGGCAUAAUUGAUAUUGAUUCUUAUUUAUUAAAAAACAAAAUAUUUUCCUAAAAAAAUAAAUCUCCAAGUUACAUUUUAUUUUAUACUGAUCUGACUUCGAGUUUGAACCACAUUAAAUUUCACCAGUAACUUUAUUUUACCAGUGACGGACUGGGAUACUGUUAUCUGCACGUUCACGUAAAUAUUAAUUGAUAUCUAAAGCAAAACAAAGUGACGGCAGAUUCCAAUAUAAGCGUCAGUCAUGUACUUUUAGAAGUUACCUUUUUUGACGCUAGACACGCGAUGCAAGUAGUUAUUAUAUACAUUAUAUAUAGGGUAUGUUUAUUUACUAUAAAGGUACUUUAUUGUACGAUGUUUAUACAGUAUUGUACAAUUUUUGGUGUUCAAUGGUAAACAGGUCUGAAGUUGCGUAGGUUACUUGUUGAAUUUUUUUUGACAUUGCAUCAACUGUUGACCUUGCUGCUAAGAGUUUUCCAAAACUGCUAAGAGCUGUCAAUGAUCUGUAUGCUUAUUUGUCUCAACAAGUGUUCCGUAUGAAUUAAACCAUAUACAAGUAUCAAAAGAAAAAAAAAAACAACUAAAAGAAAAGAACCCACCUAAUUAUUGCUUGUUACAGUAAUAUCCUUCAAGUUCCAUCUUACUUUUUGAUUAUUGUUUUUUAUAUAUAUAUUUUUUUUUCCAGAUAACUCUCAGGAUCAAAGUGCAAGUAAACGACGCAAAGUGCAGCAACAUAGAUAGCAUCAUGUUGGGACUCCUAUGUUGAAUGUUACAAAUAACACUGAAAGCAGAGGUGGCUAUUAAUUGUGCCAUAGCAACAAAUAGGCCCAGCUUCUUAUUUAUUGAAAGUGUGACUGACUGAAGUAUGAACUUAGGGCUGAUCAGUUGAUAUAUAUAGAAUUUAUUUAUAUAUAAUUGCUGGUGUUAUUUGCAAUGCUAUCUAGUUGCUAGAAAUUGUUGUGCUUGUGGACAAGUUUGGUUUGGUUAUUGUCACUGAUGUUAUCUUGGAAAAACAGCAAACUGUCAUAUUCUUUAAUUGUCCAAACCAAUGAUCUUUAAUAUACGAUUGCUGUUAAAUUUCUUGAUCCCAUCUGGCAAUAAGAAAUUGCCCUAAUCUGUGAGUUAUUGAUUGGUCCCAUGUUCCAUAACUAUCGACAAAGAAAUAGAACACUAUUCAUUUAAGAAAUCACAAACCUGUUUUGUUUUUUAAAAAUUAUACACUAUUUACAGGAGAGCGACAGUAAAUGGAAAUAACAGAUAUUUGCACUUAGGAUCAGUACCUGUGAAAUUGAAAUUUAAUGUUCUUUUUUUUAUGUUACUUAUGAAUCUACAUUUGUGCUAGGAUGUUAUUUUACAGCCAUGUGUUUGCGAUUUUCACAGUACUCAUUUGUGUGUCUGGUACCUAUAACAUGAGCUUUGGUUUGUCUUUCCUCGAUUUAAUCUAUUGUUAAAUUUAAAACGAAAGGGUUAUGUCCUCAGUAAGUGGCAGUGGAGAUUUUUAUAAAAUCUUAUCUUUGAGGGAUAUCAAUUAAUUCAACUAUAAUUCAUAAAAUCUUCCUUAAGAUGUAAACUUUAUUUUUUAAAUUUAUUUUUUGUCAUUUGCUGAUAAACCAUGGACAGUAGUAACUUAAUUUUAAUAAAAAUGUUUUAUAUUAUAGAAAACAAACUUCUUGCAUCAGGAAAAGCAUUUGAAUAAGAAUGCUUGAAACGUCAAUGGCUGACCUAGGAACCAGUCAAUUAAAAAGUUGUAAAAACGAUUUAAUUUUUGUUUUAUUUUGACCACAAGUUUAAAUAAAUAACACCAAAAUCAGAAUUAGGCCUAUCAGUUUCAACAGCUAUAAAAAUUGAACUUUUUAUGUUAGUUCAAAUGAAAAUUUUGCAUGUUUUUUUUUUCCUAAGCUCUGGAAAGCAAAUAAAUAACCAAAUUUUUCCAAGAUAAAACUAAAAACUUAAAGGGGGUCAGAAUCAGUGAUUGUUUAAGAUUUAAACAGGCUGAAUGUUUCUAGCCCCUCUGGGCAUACACCUACAGACGAUAUUGCCUGAUAAAUGAUUUCAAUUAAGCCAGUUUUCAUUGUGCGUAUGCUAUGUUUGUGUGGGGUUAGAAUCCAAGCUAGUUAUUUGACUUGCUCUUCAUGGUUUAUCUAUGUACACAUAGAAAAAAAAUCAUUUCUAUUUUCAUACAAAUGUACAUACUUUUUGUUCAUGCUUAAGGUACAUAAACUCUUAAAUUAACAGGUUUGGUUCCAUGUUUUUUGUCCUGUGCAUUCAAACUGUAUUUGCACAUGUAUAAAUCUACGCAGAUGACUCAUAUGAAAAGAAUACAGAUUUUCAGAUGUCAUGUGACUUGUGAUAGUUCAUCUUCCUCACUUUUCAACUAACUUGUUUAAAUUGCCAAAUUUUUGUUUUAAUUCUGUUUCUUGCAUAAUCAUUAUGAACCAUAUGUUUGGAUGUGUUCUACAAGGUUUGGCUGGCAUGGAAUACCAGCAUGGGGCUUGGGGCUUAUUUAGCUACAGGUAACCUCAGCCUAUUUCCUCUAGCUGUUUCUAUGUGGUUGAUACUUCUGCCAUCUUAUUAAAUUUUACUAUGUAUGCUCUCCAAUAGCUAGUUAAUAAUUCAGGUUGAGUGUCAAACAGGAGAUUGUUUUUUUUAUUUCUAUUUUGCUGAAGUUUUAAGAAAAAAAAUGUGUCAGCUUCUGAACACAUCCAGUGACCUGUGGUUGAGCAAUAGGUAAACCACGGGUCAUCAAUACCUUUGAGAGAGUCCACAUAAAGUUGAUCAUUGUCUUCACAUGUUAGCCUUUCCAUUGAACAAUGUUAGUGUGUAUAUAUAUUUUCUCCAUGAUUUAAUAUGAUAAUUAGCAUAUAGAGCAAUUGUAUACAUCAACAGUUGUGAGUCAGUGCAUAUGUAAAAAAAAAAAAUUUGAUGUUGGUUUUGGUAGUUGUAAGUGCCUACGUGUCAACAUAUUGGACUUUGGCACAGUAAAUGAUGAAUUAAUGAUUUUUUAAAAUUUUAUUAUUUAUGUAGCAUGACAGAACUUCUGUCUAGGAUUUCUAAUUUGUACAAAUUCUUGUAGCAAUUGUAAAAUAAUCAGUCAACUGGUAGCCUAGCCAAUGAAAUUUGUGUGAUGUCAAGUUAAUUGUUAACAUUUUUGCCAUUAUAACAUAAUUUAUCAACACAAGAUACCCCCACCCCCCUUGAAACAUAAAUAAUUAAACAGGAAACCUAAUGGAAUGGUGAUUAUUGUACAGAUUUCCCCCCCUCCACCCCUUAUCAAAUAUUGAAAAAGAAAAGUCAUCUAUCAGAUUGACUUUGAUUAUGUUAUGAUAUUUUAUCAGAACAGCAGCAUCUAAAACAAGAUAUUAAUGCUGUUAAUCUCAUGUUUUUCUGUUAGAUCACAGCCAUUCACUUGUACAAUUAUCUCAUUUAACUUUUUUAUGUCAUGUUAUUCUAAGUAAUAGAUUUUACCAAAUUUUAUUGAAUUUAAGUCCUGAAAUGGGCGGGAAUGUACAAUAUAUAUAUAUAUAUAUAAUAUAUAUAUAUACUAUGUCCAGACAUAGGUUGAAUACGGCCAAUUUACUAUUGUUCAUACUUCAAUUUUUUUUUUGUUAAACCCUUUAAAGCCACACAUGUUAGAAACAUGUCAGGCUGGUACAUAGAUUGGCUAAUGUAAUGUAAUAAGUGGUGACCACCAUGUGUUAGAUGUGCCUGCAUUGGGUCCUCUGGCUGUAGUGAGGCAGGUGCAGCUAUUGUAGCAUACUGUAUAUAGCCAUCAUCAAGUUCAUCUCAUCUUUCAGAUACUUUCAUCAUUUUUCACUUGUGCACAUCUUUAGAAAUAACAAAAUAACUAAAAUAUGAC
Messenger RNA from Lymnaea stagnalis (great pond snail), 14896 nucleotides. Lineage: Eukaryota; Metazoa; Mollusca; Gastropoda; Lymnaeidae. The record is from the annotation of a GenBank genome assembly.